GGCUUUUUACAGUUUUAGACAAUAUCUUCGUUCAGCGUGUUUACGACAUAUCCCUCAAUUUCCGACCCAUUCUCUUUUGGUUGCUAGGCGUCCCAAAGCGUCAUGUCUGUUUGGGUACGAGCUAAAUGCUAAGUGGCUCUUAUCUGUGUAGGUGAAUGCAAAUAUACAUACUAAUAUUAAAAUGGCGACAGCGUAACACUUCGACUGGAAAAUAUCACCCGUUGGCCUUGCUGUUAGUAUUGAAACGUCUGUUUUACCCCACGUUAGCCGAUUGCUGCUAGCUCUCGUCAAGAAUGUCUUAACCUCGAAGAUAAGUGUUCAUCGCUCGUGAAUGUGUUUUUAUCUGGGUGCUCACAUGAGCUCCAAAGAAGACUCCAAUAUGGGGGACAUCUUGGCAACGGAGGCCAAUCUUCUCGGGAUGAUAAAGGAGUACCUGAAGUUUGAGGAGUUUGAGCAGACUGCACUAAGUUUUGAAAGGGAGUGUAAGAGCAAAGGCAAGCUGGUCACAAAGCCUCAGGGAAGUAAUCUGCGAGACUCAAAGACCCAAGUUAUUCUGACGGAUCUACUUUGCUCAUUUGACGAUGGAGACCAAAAGGUGUUUUUUGAAAUUUGGACGGAGAAUAUUCCAUCUGAACUGAACAACACAGACACUGAGGCUCAAAGCCUUGAGUUUUACCUUAACAUCUAUUUUGCCAUAUACCCUUUAAGACGGCAUCCGGGUAGACAUGAUUUGGCAGAAUUUGAGGAGCGGAUUUGUCUUUUCAGAAAGUACCUGGAGACGAGGGGGGCAGCACUGAGCCAGACCACUGAGUUUUUACCUUAUUACGCACUGCCCUUUGUUCCCAACCCCAGCACCCACCCCUCCUUCAAGCAUUUAUUCCAGGAGUCGUGGGCACCAAAGCUGAAGGACAGACUUGAGCAGUUUCUUGUGGCAACAUUGAAGCCAUACUGCACUCCAAAGCUGCUGGAAUUAUAUAGAGACGGUGGCAGAAACACAAAAGAAAUGAUGCAGCAGAUGCAGCUCCAACUGGCUGAAUCGGACCGACGCAUCUCUAGCUAUGUUCGCAAGUUUAACAAGAUAAAAGCUGAUUACCACAACCUGAUUGGCAUCGCUGCCGAACUGGUCGACUCAUUAGAGGCUUCCGUCAGCGGAAAAAUGUUCUCCUCUGAGUACGUCCAGAGUGUAUGUGUUCGCCUGCUUAGCAACCAGAUGAGGCAGAGCGUGGUGCAGAGCACCGACUUCACCAGGCCAGGCACGGGAUAUUACUCUUUGAGUCCCUAUGAUGAUGGCUAUGCUUCUUCAAUGCUCCGAGCCUCCAUCGGACCACAGAGGUCCAAAGAUGUCCCGAUGCUGCCUUCACUAGAUUAUGAGAAGCUGAAGAAAGAUCUGGUUGACGGUUCAGACCGACUCAAAGCCCUGCUGCUUCAGGCACUACGUUGGCGACUGACUCGGUCACUUCCUGGUGAGCAGAGGGACACGGUUCUUCAGGCCUACAUCAGCAACGAUGUACUGGAACGAUACAGCAACAAGCAGGUGACCGUUCUCCAUUUGCUGAGGUCAAAGAAUGAGAUGGUCCGACAGUACACAGCACGGCUAAUUAAUGCAUUUGCUUCUUUAGCUGAGGGUCGUGUUUACCUCUCUCAGAUUCCCAUUUUGCUGAAAUUGUUGAUGGAGACGCUGAGGCAGGAGGACAGAGACUCUCUGACUCGAGAGAAUGUGCUGGUAGCUUUGCAGAAACUCAGUCUCAGGAGGAGUCAGCAGACUUUGAUGAUUGGAGAAGAUCUGAUUAGCUGGUUGGUUGAUGAGCUGCAGGACACUGAAUAUUUGACGGUCUGCACCCUGGAGUACUCAGCAGCCCUACUGAUGAACCUGUGUCUGAGAACUAAAGGAAAGAGGAAGUGUGCCAAGAACGCCAAACAUGUGCUCAAGGUUCUGACUAGCCUUCUUGAACACGAGUAUCAUGAGGUUCGUCCCUAUGUGAACGGUGCUCUGUACAGCAUCCUGUGUCUUCCGUCAGUGAGACAGGAGGCCAAAGAGAUGAGUGUGGAGGAGAUUCUUCGCUCAUGCAGCAAAGAGGACAACGCAGAUCAUCACAGGCAAAUUCAGUUAAUCAUCAAGCAGCUAAACUCAGCUGAGGAAGAGGGUCCGGACUCUGAUGAUGAAGAGGAAGAAGACGACAAUGAUGAAGACUUACUGGAGACGGACGUUGAUAAAGAGGAAGUUCUACAACCACAGCCCAGGGAACUUUCUGGAGAGAGUUUACUCACCACGGAGUACUUGGGCAUCAUGACCAACAUGUCAACUUUGAAGCAGAAGACAACCCCUCUCCCACAGUCGAGUGUGGACGAACCUUUACAGCGACCAGUCACACCAAGCUCUCAUCGGAAUGCAAAAAGCCUUGAGUAUCUGGUCCAAAAGAAGAGUGAAGGAGGAAGUCUGCCCCCAUCCCAGUGCAACUCAAGACCUCCUACGAGGUCUGGCAACCGCCCCAGCACGGCAGACUCUCUACGUCACAGCAUCGACUCGGAGUGUGGCCGGUUGUCUCUGGAGUCAGAGGUGGACAGUGCAUACGACAGCCGAGCCAGAAAAGGAAAGUCCCUGGUGCAACACAAUGGCACCUCAGCCAGUGUCGAUCCGGCGUUCGCCAGCAAGCCUAAGAUUCCUCGAACCCCGGAUGCAGAUGCUCGGCGAAGUCGAGGUUUGGCUCUGGCGCCUCAGCUCUCACAAUCCGAGCCGCAGCUGAGCAGCCGGCCCGUUUCUGCCAGCCCCAGCAGUGAAGGCAGGAGGCACAGUGGAAGUAAGUGCGACACUGUCAGGAAAUUGGAUCCUCAUCAGAGUCUUGCAGUUGAAACGGCUCAACAUGCAACGACAGUCAUUACUGACCUUUAUGAUUUCUCAUUGCUGCUACGUGUGACCAAAAAAAAGAUGUCGAAAAAGUUUAUCUCUGAGGAAAAGCAAAGUUUAUCGCCUCACUGAAAUACGUCAUUCUGAUCAGACCCUGUCAUUUAAAUCCUAAAUAUUUAACUUGAGCCUCCGCAGGAUUCAAGUGAACCACUCUCCUGCUCUUAGUGGGAUAAAAAUCUUUCCGGGCAUCUUCAUUGCAUUUAAGGAGCGAUGACCUCGGGCUCAUCCGCCUGCUCACUUACCAUAAAGACUGUAAUAGAUCUAAUGGCAGGCCGAGCCGCCACUUCCCCUUGAGAGUGUCUGUUGUGCGGCCCAGGUCUGGCAUGCAUCAUCAUUCAGACCCACAUGGCAAUUGCCUCUUGAUCGGAGCUGAGCGUGAAAGAAACCGGUGCCAGUUCGUGUUGGAGGCCUGUCUUUCUGAUGGAUUCUGACCUGACCGUGGUCUCUGCUGACUGUCAGGUCUCAUUAUCGCCAAUUGUUGCCGCUUGUUAAAGCUGUGCUGCAGGGGAGGGGGCAGCAGCCGCACACCGAGGCACGAACCCCCCACGUCUGGUGGAGACGCUGCUGACUGAUUCUCUGAGUAAAGACACAGGAGGUGUUUGUAUUUGGGGGCCACCCACUCUGCUGACGAAAAACAAGAAGAGGGGCCUGUUGGUGUCGUAACCCGGCCACGAUGGGUGGAAAAAAUUCACCUGAUGACUUCACGUGAUGGCAGUCUUGUUUUGUUGAAGUGCAUCUGAAGAAGGUGGAAUGGGAACAGGGGAAGGAAUGUCGAGUGGAAAUGAGGAAGCGGUACAAAGUGGUUACGCAUUACACAGCCUCAUCUUUGGAUACCAGACCAGGGGUUAAGUAUUUCUUUGAAAGUUAUGUUGAUUCAGGGAUAAACAAUAGGGGUGUGCGGAGAGGGAUGAUUGACAGCUGAAGAAUACACGACAUCGAAAGUGCCCUGGAACGCCACGCAUUCUUUCCUUUGUGCGUUACACUUUGUUUGCUCACAUUCAUCACAUAGAAGUGUCUACUCAUGUUAGGGUGUGUAGCUGGUGCUAGUGCUCCAGGGUACAUAUACCUGUACAUGUGUAUGGAGGACGACAUGAUAAUGAUGGUGACAAUUUAGUCAUGCCACAAUUUCCCUUAUGACACACUCUCAAGACAUAACAGGAGCCCCUUUGUUGUAUCACACCCUUUGAAGAAUCCAUAGCACUGGCAUCAUGGUCCAGUCGGUGAAAGGUUCAACAUCACUUUCCCAUAAACAUAGUCAAUGCCUAUUGUAAGUCAUUCAACAUGCGAGACUUAGAGGGUCCCACAACAAUCGGGAGCCAUAACAGAGGCUCAAUUGAGAUUUUUCUGACCAUGAUUACCUUUAAUAUAUUUUGAGAGGGAAUAAGAAGGGUCUGCUUUUGUUAUUUUUCUACGAUUGUUCUACGAGUGUUUGAGACCCAAGAAGAGUCACAACGGAAUUUGUAUUUAUUUAUUUCAUUUUUUUAGAGCUGCAAAUCGGACACAGGCAAGUGUUCUAAAAAUGCAGAGCGAACUCUCUCCUAAAGAGGUGGAGCUAACACUGCACACAAAUAUGUUCUCUGUUCUCUACUGUCCACAAAUGAUUUUGUUUCAUUUAAUAUUAUAACAGCUCAACCACUUCCUCUGUGUAUCAGUGCCUGGUGUCACUAGUUGUGUGUAAUGAGUUACAUUUCUCUGCAGCGGUAACUACCCUGCUUUCAGUGCCUAAACAGGUGUUUUUAGUCUAAAGAAACGAUCAAUAUCAACAUCACAACAUUGUUGUCGUGAUAUUUUUUGCCUGCGAUAAUCUUGCUGGCCGAAAAGCUUAUCUUAUUCCAUAUCCUCUUUUUCCUUCAUUUAAUAUGGAUGUUUUUGGGAUCAUUGAUGAACAGCAAGUAUGACCCAGCUAGAUUCAUCACUCCUUUGGUUGGCCCUGUGACCUGCUGGUCUCCAUCAUGAAUGCCCUCAGUUCCUAAUAGCCAUGAGAUGGUUUCUCCCCGUCCUCCGUCCCCACCCUCACUGCAGGCCACCAGUCGAAGAAGAGGUGAAGAAGGAAGCGUCUCCAUCUCUCCUGGACCGUCGGCUUCCUGUAACAUCAUCCCUGCAGGUUUUGAUCAGGGUCAGGGCGAUUGUGGAGCAGCAGCAGCAGCAGCAGCAGCAGCACCAGCACAGGAGAAGGAGGAGGCGACGCGGGAACAAUGCUCAGGAUUGUGACCCCUCAUGUUUGUCCGGCUUCAUGUGAAACAUGAGACAAGGUCAGACAAUUAUCGCUACCCUCAGUCAUCCGACCCCAGAAACCUCGCUUGGCCCGGAGUCCCCCCGCUCUGUCAUCAAGGUCAUUGUUGGAACACCUGAAUUUGUUCAGCAUCCUGCAGCCACAGAUUUGCUGCGUAACCAGAUGCCUGCCGCAGAUUCGGAAGUGUGUGGCAUCGUUGGAGCCCCUUUUCUGUGCGGCGCUUCCCGACAGGUCACUGUCCGAGCUGCAACACGGGAGUUAAAUGGGAAGAAUAUGUCCUUGGUUCAUGUCAUGUGUAGUGCGCAUAAUACAUUUGAAUGGCGAAUACGUAGAACAGAUGUCCUGUUUGUCAUUUCCCUGAUCAUGAUUUGCAUAUUAGGUGGAGUGUCUGUCAAAUUUUUGACUUUUUUUAUUGUCUUUUUUGUUUUCUAAGGAAGUUUGAACAUAACAAGCCAUGUACAGAUGAUAUGAGUCGGUGUAUUGUGGCUCAGCCAUAUGUCUCUGCGUGAAUUACCGUCCUUCAUGUUAAAGUUUGUGUAGAAUGGAUGACGGAGUGAUGUAGUCUGUGACAUGAUUAGAAAGAUAUAUAUAUUUGACAAAUCUCACAUUACAGAAGCUUCUUGACAAUGUACGGACAGACGACUAGCUGGUCUUUUUUUCUUUUCUUUGUUAGAUUCUUUGUAAUUCCUGAAGGUUACGAUAAUUUUUGACAAUAGAUUCAUGUUCUGGGUGAAUGUAUUUAAAUACGAAUUGGAUAUUUUAAAUGAAUAAACUGUGUUUAUUUAAGUUACAUGAUUCACACAAUAAUUUCAGCACCUGUUACCAUUCCAUUUGUGAUUCUUGUCCCAUAAUGCACUGCAACAGUUGACGCUCUUGGGGUUAAAAGCAAAUGAAACCUGCUGUAGGAAGUGUAUUGUACACUAUUGACGUACAUUUGAACAGGCCGUUUUGUGUCAUUUUUCCUUUCCUUAGCUACUCAGGUCUCGCAAUUGAAUAUUAGAUUUUUACUGGUGGACUGAUACAUACCGGAA
Messenger RNA from Synchiropus splendidus (mandarinfish), 6169 nucleotides. Its product is annotated as lisH domain-containing protein ARMC9. The transcript is spliced from 25 exons. The record is from RefSeq and is a predicted model, not a curated record. Bases 332 to 2977 code for a protein of 881 amino acids. NCBI's taxonomy places the organism in Eukaryota, Metazoa, Chordata, Actinopteri, Syngnathiformes, Callionymidae. Gene Ontology annotation, biological process: cilium assembly. Gene Ontology annotation, cellular component: ciliary basal body; ciliary tip; centriole. Gene Ontology annotation, molecular function: protein binding.